Messenger RNA from Rhizophagus irregularis DAOM 181602=DAOM 197198, 1882 nucleotides. The record is from RefSeq and is a predicted model, not a curated record. Lineage: Eukaryota; Fungi; Glomeromycota; Glomeromycetes; Glomerales; Glomeraceae.
ACAUCAAGGAUCACAUCCACCUGUAUCACACGUUCCAGUUCCAGGACAGCAUGCGCCGGGUUUAUCACCACAACUUGGACCGCCAGGAGUAUCCGGGCACGUUAAUAUGCAUGUUCCUCCAGUGCCGCCCGGCCAAAUUGGUCAGCAGGUUCAACAUAAUCAGAGUCAAUCAGGACAUUUGGGAAAUUUGGGACAACAAGGACAACAUGAUCUUGAGAGGCAAUCUGCACAAAUUGCUCAGCCAGGCGCACCUGGAACGCACCCAGUACUUCCUCCGUACGAACAAUCAUAUCAAGAACCUGCCCCAUUUCAAGGACAAUUACCCCCUCAGAUACCUGCUUGGGAUCAGAGUAUUAACUAUCAUCCACAACCUCCGGGUCAUCAUUACCCAGAACCAUAUUAUCCGCAUGCAUACGAUCAUUAUCAAGCUCAAUAUAACCCUUACAUGAAUGGCGCUGACAGUAUAGGGUAUAAUCAUCCUGUGGAAAAUAAGCACACGAUACCGCCACAACCUCCUCAGCCUCCUCAACCACCAAAUCCAUCAAAUUCUAGCACUCAUACAAAUAAUUUGCAACCGACCACUCAAUUACGAUCACCAAUAUCUCCGCAUACGGCCUACCCACAAAUACCUAUCCAAUCGAUACAGCCAACUCAAGUAUUGCAACAACCAUCAGUAGGAUCGAGAUCAGUGAAGUCUCAUGUGUCCCCGAUUGAAGUUACUCCGGUGACCGUUAAAAAGUGUGCCGAAUUGUAUGAAAACUUGGGUCAAGUAGGAGAAGGCACUUACGGUAAAGUUUACAAGGCAAGGAAUCGUGAGACAAAAGAAAUAGUAGCAUUGAAAAAGAUACGUAUGGAUCCAGAGAAGGAAAAGGAAGCUGGGUUCCCUCUCACAGCAAUACGUGAGAUUAAGCUUUUACAACAAUGCAAACACGGAAAUAUCGUGCAACUAAAAGAGAUAAUGGUCUUCCAAGGCUAUGUGUACAUGGUCUUUGAAUAUAUGGCUCACGACCUAACGGGUGUUCUCGCGAACCCAAAAGUCGAAUACAAACCACGGCACGUGAAGUGCCUUAUGAAACAAAUUUUGGAAGGUUUGGCCCACCUUCAUGAAAACGGUAUUUUACACCGCGACAUAAAAGGAUCAAACAUUUUAUUAAACAAUCGUGGUGAAGUAAAAUUGGCAGAUUUUGGACUUGCCCGCCAAUUUGACAUUAAAUUUAAACGUGAUUACACUAAUCGUGUAAUAACAUUAUGGUAUCGACCCUCAGAACUAUGUCUUGGAGCAACAGAGUACGGUUGGGAGGUUGAUAUGUGGAGCGUAGGAUGCAUUAUGAUGGAAUUAAUAACGGGUAAACCGUUGUUCCAAGGUAAAGACGAGUUUUCGCAACUCGAAAGCAUCUUCAGCUUGAUGGGUGUUCCAAACAAAAAUGAGUGGCCCGAAAUAGCAAAUUUGGCGUGGUACGCAAUGGUCAAGCGAAACGGACCAAAGGUGUCCAAAUUCCGUGAACAAUACGGGCACAUGUUAUCUUCAGGUGGUCUCGAAUUAGUUGAGGCUUUACUUUCUAUAAACCCAACAAAGAGGCCAUCAGCACGUGAAGCAUUGAAUUAUGCUUAUUUCAAGGUCGAAGUUCCACUUGCUUGUUCACCUGCCGAACUCCCCGAAAUAUCGGGGGAUUGGCAUGAAUAUGAAUCAAAACAAAAAAGCAAGAAAGCCAAUCCAUAGAUAGUGAAACUCACAACUAAUAUUGCUUUUAUAAUCCGCAUUUCUGGACGGUAUCCGCCAAUUUGCCAUUGUCCUUUUUGAACUACUUACUCUCUUCGGAAUUAGUAAUAGUAUUAACUAUGGAUGAAUAUCUCAGGCUGAUGUACUUAUUAGUACUCAAAA